CACAAUCUAAGGUUUAAGAAGUUGCGCCUUCUUCAGGCUACAGAUGGCAUUAACAUUUUCUUUCUCACCUGCGUCAGUUGUGGAACCUGAUUGCAUACGAAGUGUAGUUAAGUUAGCUAAAGAAAACAAUGUAUUUCUUUCGGAAGAAACUUGCUGGUCACUACUGGACUCGUGUCUAUCGAAAAUCCCAUUAAAAAAGACUUACCAACUUCUAGAUGAAUUAUACAGUACUGAAGAGCUAAGGUUUCCAGAAGGUAGCGAGUUUGCUGUUGAGUCCAUACGAGCUAGAUCUGUUAACAAAGGUAUCGUUUUUUAUUAUGUAAAAUGGGUUGGAUGGCCUCCUGUGUUCAAUACUUGGGAACCAGAGUCUAAUCUUCAUGGAUGUGAAGAUUUAAUUAAAAAGUUUGUUGAUUCAUAUGGUUCAACAAUUGGGAUGCUUCCGCCUGAAAAUCAACUUGAUAGAAAAUCACAAGUACAGGAAGUAAUGGAUCGAUUAAGGGAAGCCGUUGAUCCGUCUGGAACAUUACCACUGUAUCUACUUGAACGAUUUUCUAGUCUACACCCGUACCCAGCUGAUAGCUUUCGACCAUACAAACCUUUACCUACUAUAAACAUCGAAAAGCUUUUUUCGUCACAAAUAUCACAAGGCAUCAUAGAAUCUAUUUCACUCAAGCGACCUCCCAGUGUUGCUGAUCUCUUGCCAGUUUCGACAAAACGUAUUCGACUUAGUCGGAAAGAUAAACAAGUAUUGGAUUCUGCUCUAAGUGCUUUUCAACAAAAGCUCAAUACUGUCUACUCUAAUGAAGCGCCGAUCACUGUUGAAAAUUCUGUCGAUUCUGAAUGUAAGUUGUCUUUAAGCGCAUAA
Molecule: messenger RNA, 865 nt
Organism: Schistosoma turkestanicum
Lineage: Eukaryota; Metazoa; Platyhelminthes; Trematoda; Strigeidida; Schistosomatidae
Source: the annotation of a GenBank genome assembly